Molecule: messenger RNA, 2274 nt
Organism: Postia placenta MAD-698-R-SB12
Lineage: Eukaryota; Fungi; Basidiomycota; Agaricomycetes; Polyporales; Adustoporiaceae
Exons: 8
Coding region: 1-2274 (757 amino acids)
Source: RefSeq, a predicted model, not a curated record
AUGUGCCCGAUUUCGCGGUGCCGGUGCAUGUAUACUUCCUCCGAGGCUAGCCUCCUGCUGCUCCGGGCGGGCACCUCGGCUUGGCGUAUACUGAACGCCCGGGCGCGCUGCCACACUGCGAUACUGCGAUGCUGCCAUCUGCCAUCGAUUUGCGCAUUCCUCGCGGGCGCCAACGCGAGUCGCGCCUGUUCCCCUGCCCCCAGGACUGGCGCGGUGCGCACGGGCGGCAUCGGUGCUCCGCGCAGGGGAGACCGCAAGUGCUGGCGCACGCGGGCCGGUCGAGCAUGCACGCACGCAAUCUUAAUCAAGUGCCGACCGCGAGUGCCUGGGCUCGCGCCGCCAAUUCAGGAGCUCGCGGGGCAGAUCGAUUGGUUGGCCCUCCUGCACGUCGCGGCGGGCACUUGCUGGCUCGCCGACGCGGCGCGUGCCCUGCCCGCGUGUCCCUGGGUGGUCACGGCAGACAGGCACGGAUGCGCGGGCACUGGGUGGGCGUCCGCGCACAUAUACGGCGAGCGGUGCAGACCAGACACACACGCACACCACGGCGCGGGAGGCUGCAGAGGGGCGAUCGCCCGCAGGAGGCGAAAGUGGAACGGGGAUCAGGGACCAACGCGCGCGAAAGGGGCCGGGGGCGCGCGCAUGCGAUGGGUGCCUGAGAUGCAGAUGCUGGUGACGGACGGGCGAGCAGGGCAGGGCAGGGCAGGGCAGGGCAGGGCGCCCUGGCUCUUGCAGAGACUCUUCCUUUGCAAUCUGCGUAUCUGGGUGCAGAGCAACCUUGAUCCCGGGGCCUGUCGGCCGCAAACCGUCGAAUUCGUCCAUCGAAGCAUGUUGAAUUAUGUAGUGGUCUGGGCCAGGUCUCUGUCUCUGUCGUUUCCUGCAGACCCCGCGUGCUGCGUGCUGUGCGGACGGGCGUGGGGGGCGGGAAGGGAAUGUGGAUGGCGAUGGUGUCCUGGCAUCGAUAUGAUCAUUGAUGCCCCCGGAACAUGUCCUGACAUUGGGCAGCGAUGGGGCGAUCGAUCUGUUGGUUCCGCUGCGCUGGAUGGAGACGAUGGCGACGCACAGAGAUAUGGUUUCAUAAAUCAGAACCCAAAUCUCCGAUGCAGCACGGAGCGCGCCUGGCCCGCGUCGCAGUCGCGCCUCGUCGCGACAGCGGGUAGGGACGGCAAAGUUGCUGGGGCGCGGCUCGACCUCAGCUGGCAUGAUAAGAGUCGCGACGCAGGGCGGAGACAGCGACAGGACAGGACAGGAGGGCGCGUCAGAGCAGGGUCGCUGAAACGCGACACACGACAAAUCGAGGGAAGCCUCUCGACGCGGGCGGGGCAAAACGACAAUCGCACCAUCCCCAGGCCCGGGAAGACGGGCGAUCCAUCCACGAAGGCGCGCGUGAGAGACGGACCUGUGGGACUCGCGCCGGCAGACGGCCGGCGCUCGGCGUCGGUAGCGCGCUGCCACGAUGCGGCGCAUGCAUCGUUAUCUAGCUGGCAGUCUGGCCGGGCGGACGGGAGCGGCUGCGUCAACGUGCGUGCGAUCAAUCGGAUCGCGGCGGUUCCAUGGAAGAGAAGUCGAUGCGACCGCCAGCGUGACGGGGAAAGGGACGCUGCUGUCGGUGGCUGGCGCUCACAUGACAUACCACCAGAUUCGUCUGUCCUGUUGCUGCUCGCGUGUGUGCUUGGCGGGGGCUGCCGCGAUAGGGGGCGCGCAACGUCGGACGGCAAGACACAGACAAAAGGUGCUGACACACCGUGGGCUGGGGCGGUCAGGAGAUAUGCGGGCGGAGUAAGUGUUCUGUAUAUCUCGUCAAGGAAUGUCAUGAUCGGCACGACAGGGGCGGAAAAAUGGGCGGCGAGGGGUCAAGGGGCGUCUGCGACGGAUGCGAUGCACCUGGCUGCGCAGGGCCAGGCAGGCUCCGUCCUGGAUGAGGGGGUCCGGGAUGGGGGACGUGACGCGGGUGCGCGUCAAUCACGAGGAGUGGAGGCUGUUGGACGCGUGACAGGGAGACCAUACGCCUCGCUGAUGAGUAUGACGACGGACAGAGGGGUGACGCAGAGGAGAUGGCGGCGCAAAUGGGGUGUUGUUGUCGAAAGCAACGACGAGGACGGGGAGGAGGCAAUCGUAAUAUUUUGGUGUUAUCGUCCGAAGCACACGGAUAAUCCGGAUGCCGAAAGCGGCAGCCGGGAGAAGAGGGGCGGGGGGCCAAUGGGUGGAAGGGGAGCGGAGGGCGUGGGAAGGGCAGGGAAGUUCUGCGGAAUUGUUCUGGAAGCAGAUCUGGAGUGA